Messenger RNA from Miscanthus lutarioriparius, 252 nucleotides. The record is from the annotation of a GenBank genome assembly. Lineage: Eukaryota; Viridiplantae; Streptophyta; Magnoliopsida; Poales; Poaceae.
AUGGCGGACCAGCAACAGCCGCAACAGCAGGUGAUGAACGCUGCUGGCAGCGGUGGAGGCCUCAGCUUGCCUCCGGAGUUCGGCUUCCACCCGAGUGACGAUGAGAUUGUUAUCUCCUGCCUCAUGAACAAGGUGCGCAACAAGCACUUCACCAGCAUCGCCAUCGCAGACGUCGACCUAAACAAGACUGAGCCAUGGGACCUCCCGUGGAAGGCAAAAAUGGGCCAGAAAGAGUGGUACUUCUUCUACUAG